GUUCAAAAUGUCAGCUUCCACAAAGUUUGAUGAUGUGGAGUCAUUUUAGUGGAUAAUCGGUACAAGUUACCUACAAAUUGACGAAGUUAGACGGAAUUGGUCUCAGCUACGGCCAGUGAGUGGAAGACGACCAUGGAUUCCACACCCGCUUAUCUGAAGGGGCGGGGGCGAGGAAGAGGGCGGGGUGCUGGCUCUAAUCCACAGCAAAAUACUGGGAAACCAGGUUUCUCCUCUAGUGUGGGGCCAUCAUCCGGGAAAUCUGCUUUGCCAGUAAACGUAAAUGAAAACAACAGUAUCAAAAUGGCGACGGAGCGGUUUGCUGAAGUAAGUGCGAAGAUACAGCAGUCCGUACAGCGCCACCUGGACGAGAUGGAUGACAACGGCUUCAGCUCAGACGAGGAGGAAGACAUUGGUGAUAAUGUGCUCAACAAAGUCUUCCAGACAUACUCCAAUAACUUUGAGGAGAAGGAAAGUGUUGAUAUUGACAGGGCUCAGGAAUAUCUGCUGCACUCGUUCCGGUCUGGUUCAUCGGCUUGUGUUAUCUGUAUUGAGACCAUCAAGAAAGAAGAUGCGAUCUGGACGUGCAGUGGGUGUUGCUGUAUGUUUCACAUGCAGUGUAUUCAGAAGUGGGUACGUGAAGGAGUCUACAUCCAGAAAUACCAGGCUGGGGAUGACGCGUCCACCGACAACAUUCCCUGGCACUGUCCUAAGUGUCGCCAUGAGUAUGAGCCGAGUGCCUGUCCGACUAAGUACUUCUGUUUCUGUGGCAAGGUGCAGGACCCCAAGUUCGACCCGUGGCUUGUCCCACACUCAUGUGGACAGACGUGCAACACACGACUCAGACCGGACUGCGGACAUUCCUGUCUUCUCCUCUGUCAUCCAGGUCCUUGUCCUCCAUGCCCCAAGCUCGUCAAAUCGACGUGUUACUGCGGGAAGCAAGCUCCACAAAUGCGCCGGUGCAGUGCUCGUACCUGGGCCUGUGGUCAGCCUUGUGGUAAAGAGCUGUCUUGUAGACACCACAAGUGUCAACAGCCAUGUCACCCAGGUGAAUGUGCCGCAUGUCCCAAGACGAGCGAACAGAAGUGUCUGUGUGGUAGACAGAAGACGCUCCGACCGUGUGCCAGUCCUGGCUGGCAGUGUGACCAGCCAUGCGGCCGAACUCUUCAAUGUGGUAACCAUAUCUGUGAGACGUUAUGUCACACAGGAAAAUGCGGAGCCUGUCCUCGGUCUGGGAAAAGAAGUUGUCCAUGUGGUAAAACCGAAUAUAGCCUGCCUUGUACUGAAGACAUACCGACGUGUGGAGAUACGUGUGGGAAAGUGUUAGCCUGUGGUCGGCAUGCCUGCACUCAGCGCUGCCACCUCGGGUCCUGUGGACCGUGUUUGCAAGUUGCUCAAAAGUGUUGUCGUUGUGGCCAGCGCCAGAAGGAAGUUCCCUGCAGUAAGGAGUAUCUGUGUGAUAUUAAAUGUACCAACUACCGAGACUGCGGCAAACAUCAAUGCAAGAGGAAGUGCUGUGAUGGGAACUGUCCUCCGUGUGAACAGAUCUGUGGAAAGAAUCUGGGUUGCAGGAAUCACAAAUGUGCCAGUCGGUGCCAUAGAGGUACUUGUUAUCCAUGCCCUCUCACCGUCGACAUCAGCUGUUUCUGUAAAGCUACGACCAUUACUGUGCCAUGUGGGCGAGAGAAAAGCACAAAACCACCACGGUGCAAUAAAAAGUGCAAAAAUCCAAGUGCUUGCCACCAUCCGUUGCGCGUUCCUCAUCGCUGUCACUUUGACGAGUGCCCUACUUGUCGUCAGACGUGCUCGUUACAACUUCCCAAGUGUCAACACAUUUGUCCUGCAGCUUGUCAUGACGUUGUCAAGAUCAAAGUUCAAGAUAAUACACCUAGAGCAGGUCCCUGGGACGGCCGGCCCCGUACUGUGGUGGAGACUGUCAAACAGCCGUGUCCUGCCUGUAAGGUGCCGCUGCCAGUUGAGUGUAAAGGAGGUCACGAGACUUCGAUGGUUGAGUGCUCUAAGGUUGAGAAGUAUUCGUGUGGCAGAAAGUGCGGCCGAGAGCUCGUGUGUGGGAACCACUCCUGUUCUCUGGACUGUCAUGCUGUAACUAAUGCAGCCAACAACCAUGUGGCUGGCAGUAACUGUCAACACUGCGAGCGACCCUGUGUUAAGCGGAGACCGGAGGGCUGCACCCACAAGUGUCUCAAGUCAUGUCACCCGGGCGCCUGCCUGCCGUGUACAAGCCGUAUCCGCAUGCGCUGUCACUGCGGUGCGAUGGUCAAACAUGUUGUGUGCUCCGAGUGGACGAGCGCCAGCGCCGACAGGAAGAAUUCCAUCAAGUCAUGUGGAAACUGCUCCAAGAUGCUUCCCUGUGGUCACCAGUGUGGCUUUGCCUGCCACCCCGGUCAGUGUCCUGGCACGGACAAGUGUCAGAAGAAGGUGACACUGCGCUGCAAGUGUCGACGGAAGAAGACGGAGGGAAUCUGCUGUGACGUGAAGAACGGAAGUGACAGACUGGAGUGUGACGAGAUCUGCAAGAGGGCCGAGACUGAGAAGAAGAAGCUUGAAGAAAAGGCCGAAAUUGCAAAGAAAGAGGAAGAAGUGCGGAGGCAGAAAGAGGAGCUGGAAGCGUUUGAGAGGAUGACGAAAGGACGAAGGAGAAAACCUCGCAAGCACCACCAGGAUAUCGUGGAGGAGACGUUCUGGCAGAAACACAGGAAACUCGUCAGCAUCGCUGUCACUGCCAUAGCUGCAAUAGUCGUGUCUGGCUUAGUUUUCCACUUUAAAUUAUUCUAGUAAACAUGUUUUACAUGAUUAUUUCAACAAUGAAAUACCUCAAUCCAACAGUAAUGUGACAGCUCUGUUUAAUGACAGUCACAUUAGGUAAGGUUAUUUGAUGAUCUUAUUAUUUAAUCACUCCCAUAUUGGGUAACCUGAAUGUGUGGAAUCACUUGAAAACCUUGUACGAGUUGUUGUAUUUUAAAAACCAUUGAUUGUUCUUGUUCCAAUUUCUGAUAAUGGUGAGUUGUGAAUGGUAUUUUGUUGUUCAUAUUCUGUGGUUAAGUUGCUCAGAAAAUACAGUUAAGAUUUGUGUUUGUAAAUGAUUAGCUAAUUUAGAUUUGUUUGAGCUAAGACAAAAUGUAUCAAAAGAAGGGCUCAUCAAGGGAAUUAAUCCUUGAACUCGCUUAAACCCAGUGUGUUGAAUAAACAUCCUUAGACAUUCAUUGGAGGGAGGGUGGCUAUUCAUUACACACUGAGCUUUAAUCAAAAUAUGUAUUAAACAGUAUAAUUUUGACAUAUUUCGGUGUUGGGCAUGUACAGAAUAAAUUAUAGAAACUGGUUCAUUAAAAUUGUCUCCCUUUAUAAAAUCUUUUUUUUAUCCCAGUGUAACCCUAAAAAAGAGAGAAAAGAAGUGCAAUAAUAGGUUUAUUGUUUGAAAAAAAAAAAAAAUACAUACACAUUAUGUAUUAUUUAUAUCACACAGCAAUAAUACACGGUUUGUCAGUUGAAAGAUAUAUAAUUGGCUGCUCCUAGGUGAUGACCCUAGGUUAUACCAUCCAGUGAUAUAAGCACAAUCAAAAUUAAUUGCUCUUUGCCCUGUAAGAUAACCUUCAACUAAUUACUCUGUGACAUAUAAGUUAACUACAUGUGCAAGGCCGUAAAGACAUUUUUGUUGUAAAAACAAUACUUUACAAUUUAUUCCAAUUCUGUUUUUUCAGGACACACAGGAAGUUGAAUACGUAUCAUUUCCAUUAGAUACAUUUUGAAACAACUUGCUGUUAGAUUAAGGCUAUUUUAACGGUCACUCAUGUAGUAUUCGCUAUGUAGUUGUUACAAGUCAUUUAUUGUUAUCUCGCUCGUUGAUGGAUUAUAUUAAGUACUGUUGUAAUAGUUUGUGAAAAUUUGUUGCUUUAUCAUGAUACUAUUUGUUCUAUACCAUUCCAGCUUUAGCGUUGAAUCAUUUUGCAAAACAAUUCAGAAUCAAAAUCGCUACAAUAGUCAAAAUUUCAUUAAAAUAAAUAAAAGCAUAAAAAUAAUACAAUACCAUCAUUUUGAGAGAAACAAAUAGAGGUGUUACAUUUUUGUUGGAUAAUUUUUUUAGAAAUGUGCUGAAGUUACAAAAGUUAUUUACUUAUUAGUAUUAUGUAGCUUCCCUUGACAGCCAUGCUUAUUUAAUAAUUUAUGUUAAGUAUAUCUCUUUUGGUCUGUAUUUAUGAGAUGGUGAUAAAAUUUACCAUCCUAAAUUUGGCUACGUUUAGGUCGAUUCUGUCUCUUCAGAUAUAGAGAAUAACCUUGAGGUAUUUUAAACUACAUCUCCUGCAGUUUGAAAGAUGAGUCAUAAGAUGAUAUGUAUAAAAGAUGUGAUGGGCAAGAUGUGCUCUAUGACUCGCUUGAUGUCAUUUUUGUUUUUUAAGAUUCUACAUUUUAAUAAAUCAGAAAGUAGUUUUGAAUUCUAAUUGAGAAGUAAAUGUAUGUCUUGUUAUGUUUCCCAUGACACAAACGUGUAUUUCUUAUACUGUAUUGAAACUGAUGAUAUAAAAACUAUGACACUAAAAAUGUACAUGUAGGUUGAAAUAAUGGAGGCGAGUCACGUUUAUGUGAUGGGACAUGCGGUUUUCAGUCAUUGACUGAACAAAUUUAGAAAAUGUAUCUAGUCAUCUUAUUACAAUGAUCACAGGAUAAAUUAUACUGCUGUCUAAUAAAGGACUAUAACUUGAAGCUUUUACAUUCAUAAGACUGCCGAGAUGUAUUAGUGUUUCCACAAGUUCAGUGACGAUGAUCCCAGUGUGGCCAAUAUAUAUAUAUACACCUGGAAAUAAAUGAAUCGCCACCUAGUUUGUUCUGUGUGUACAGAGGAUAUUGGAAACACUGACAACAAGUGACGCUCAUUGCAUCAUUACUGUCAUCACAAAAUAAGACAGAAACCAUAAAUGUGCAUCAAAUUUAUGAUAACUAUCGAGCUGGAAUCACCCUGAUGUGCCGGAAUCUCACUCAUAAGUAAUUUAUUCACGCCAUCUCGGUAAAUACCCAGUAGAUACAGAAUAUGUAAAAACUUUGAAUAUCAGAUUUACACUGCGUCAGUGCAGACAAUUACAUGUACCUUUUUCUGCCUUUUUUGCUGCAAUACAAUUCAGGUGGUGAAUGAUUAAAAACAUAUUUUAUUGCAUGUAAUGUAUAUAUACAAAAGGAUUGGACACAAGUUUGCUGCAAUACAAUUCAGGUGGUGAAUGAUUAAACACAUAUUUUAUUGCAUGUAAUGUAUAUAUACAAAAGGAUUGGACACAAGUUUGCUGCAAUACAAUUCAGGUGGUGAAUGAUUAAAAACAUAUUUUAUUGCAUGUAAUGUAUAUAUACAAAAGGAUUGGACACAACUUAUCCAAGAUGGUGUUUAAUUAUUUUCCAGGUGUAUGAUUCAUGUCGGCCAAGCAGUUGAUGUUUAUAAUAGAAGUUAUUUGUCAGUUUUUAAUAGAAGUUAUUUGUCAGUUUAUAAUAGAAGUUAUUUGUCAGUUUAUAAUGGGGGUCUAAUUGGUUAAAGAAAUAUAUAUUUUUAAUUGGUAUCGUAAUUAUAUUGGCUUCAUCUUUCAUAUACAUGUUGUAUUAUCUUAAUAGUUUAUUCUGGAAUUGUACUUAAGAAAAAUGUUUUGUUGAAGUUGUCAGUAUUAAACUUAAAGACAACUUGUUUGGAUGCAAGAUUUUUUGGGAUGUUCGGUUGUUUAGUAGAUUUAUUCAACUACAUCCUGUUGGGUUAAAUUUGGCUCAUUUGAGUUAAAAUCUUUUAAUAUCUGUUUCAUAUAGUUAUUGGGGUAUUCUUGAAUAUUUGAAAAAUAAAUGCUUUAAAUCUA
Molecule: messenger RNA, 5840 nt
Organism: Gigantopelta aegis
Lineage: Eukaryota; Metazoa; Mollusca; Gastropoda; Neomphalida; Peltospiridae
Product: NF-X1-type zinc finger protein NFXL1-like
Exons: 19
Coding region: 133-2793 (886 amino acids)
Biological process (GO): regulation of DNA-templated transcription
Cellular component (GO): nucleus
Molecular function (GO): zinc ion binding; DNA-binding transcription factor activity, RNA polymerase II-specific; RNA polymerase II transcription regulatory region sequence-specific DNA binding
Source: RefSeq, a predicted model, not a curated record